AUGACCACGGCAGCCUCGCAACCGAUAUUAAGACUUCACACGCCGAAGCCGUUGCAGCAUCAGAGCUCUGCUACGAGAGCAGAAAGCGUUCCGCCAUCUGGAAGGCUGCAAGAAAUCCUGAGUGUGCCUUCUGCAGGCAUUCUUAUGGAAAGUGCUUCCACGCCACGAGCAGUGGGAUACCUUGGCGAGAUCACUUCUGCUGCUGUAGUUGCUGAAGUCAACAGCAGUCUUGGGAUUCCUACCCACGACGGACUAAUAGAACCACCGAAGGACCGUCUCACUGAAGAUUACAUUCGCAGCGGGGUCGAAGUCCUUGGAUUUCUGCAAGACAUCGAGAAGAUCAGGGAGUUGCUUAGUCGAUGGUUCAAAUUCGGAGACGGAUUCAUGCUUUAUCGACCUCUCUAUGAGAUAUGGCUUGAAGGCCUAGCGCCAGUUCUGGAAGAUUACUCUAACGGCAAGGGCUUGGAAAGCUUGGCCGCUACCAUUUGGUGCAAUACGCAGUGCUCUCUAACCUGCGGCAAGAAUACCACGCUCCAAGAAUGGGCGUCUGCUGCCACUGGUGACCGCCUGAGAUGGGAGACCAUCGGGCUGCUGCUGUCAAUCAUCGGCCUUCUUUCUGCUAGUCUACCUCCAUGGGAUACCGUCUUCAAGGGAUCGUAUGGCAGAGAUGACCUGAUGCACACUACGCUCAAGCUGGUGGAAAUCUGCAUUGAUCUUUCGAAACGAUCGGGAACCCGCAACGAAUUGCUGCUGUGCUUGCUAUACGAGAGAACCGUGAUCAUCUCGGGCAUACAGGGCGACACUUCCAGCGAGGUAUGGGAGUCGUACAGUGGAGUGUGUGACGUGGCCAUCCUUCUCGGCCUUCACUUGGACAGCCGAGCAAAUUCUCAGACGCCGUUUUUCCUGGCGGAGCUAAGGGCGAGGAUCUUCAAUGUUAUCUUUAGCAUGGACAAGUUUCAGGGCACCUUCCUAGGUCGUCCGCCUCGACUGAGCUAUCGAUACUGCCAUGUCCCAUUUCCAAAGGACAUCACCGACGAGGAAAUGUUGCUUCCAUGGCCCGAAUUGCAGGCACGGCUUGCGCAGCUUGAUGCCAAUGGCGGCUGGUCAAAAUCUGGCAGUGUUGGAAGAUGUGGCUGGCGAAGAGCUUGGUCAGCGCGACAUGAGCUGCGAGAAGAUGUUCUUGAAGUGGUGAUUGGUACUAGUAACAUCGAUCUCGAGGCUAGUAUAAGGUCUAUUCGUGCUAGAGAAAAGGAAGCCAGCGAAUCACUUCCCCCAUUUUGUCGUGGACUAGACCCAGAAGACCUGCUGACAAGACUAAAACGUGACCCUACGCAUCACAUUCCAGGAAGAGGUGUGGAAUGGCGCCCUGUGGAUCUCUUGUGUUUUCUUUCGAUGCACUUCGGCAUCCGGCAUACCGACUUCUUGUUGGAGCGAGCGAUCUUCAACAAGACCAAAUGCGAUUCGUCACGCCUGAUUGCGUCUGCGAAAGCAGUCCUGAAACUGGUUUUAAAAGCUCAUCAAGUCCGAGACUUCCUCUACGAGUUCCAGCUGGAUUUUACUGACAUGUUGGCGUUUUAUGCGGUCCCGGUCGCAGGCGUUCUUGCCAUCGAAAUGCUGAAGCGUGACCAGUUGAACGAUCUCUGCGACACCUUUCCUCGAUCGGAGACACUUCAGCAGCUAGGCGUUCUGGUCCCUGCUUUGGAAGCUGUGAGGCCAGAUGAGGGCAAUUACAAGUUAUGCUCAAUGGGCCUCAAUGCUAUCAGAAAAGUGCUCGAUCAGCUGCUGUCAAAACCUUCAGGCCGUCCGAUUGCCAUCGAUGGCCAUCAAGGACAUGCGUUUGAAGACGCACAAUUUGGAGUUGGCAUUGGCAACGAUGCAGACUUUCUCCAGUGGCUUGGGAAUGUUGACUUCGACACCAAUGGCUGGCUGGACUCGCUUUGA
Pseudocercospora fijiensis CIRAD86 is the source of this 1941-nucleotide messenger RNA. RefSeq lists its product as uncharacterized. NCBI's taxonomy places the organism in Eukaryota, Fungi, Ascomycota, Dothideomycetes, Mycosphaerellales, Mycosphaerellaceae. Gene Ontology annotation, cellular component: nucleus. Gene Ontology annotation, biological process: DNA-templated transcription. Bases 1 to 1941 code for a protein of 646 amino acids. The transcript is spliced from 2 exons. The record is from RefSeq and is a predicted model, not a curated record. Gene Ontology annotation, molecular function: zinc ion binding; DNA binding.